Messenger RNA from Xyrauchen texanus (razorback sucker), 3015 nucleotides. Its product is annotated as monocarboxylate transporter 10-like. Gene Ontology annotation, molecular function: monocarboxylic acid transmembrane transporter activity. Gene Ontology annotation, biological process: transmembrane transport. Lineage: Eukaryota; Metazoa; Chordata; Actinopteri; Cypriniformes; Catostomidae. The transcript is spliced from 6 exons. The coding region runs from base 602 to 2032 and encodes 476 amino acids. The record is from RefSeq and is a predicted model, not a curated record.
CAGGAAGUUUAAACGCCGUAAGCAGGAGUUGAUCCGGUCGCACGUCCUCAUCCUCCAAUUCCUCGGUGUCCUCUGUUUCUAGGAUCAAGCAAGGCUCGCCCUCCACUGCAACGGGUAUAUUUUCACUCCUAUUGCUAUUUCCGUCUGCUCUCAAUUUUUUUUUUUAGGUAUGACAAAGCGAUGUAGCUUUGCAGCCACUGCUCUGAAUGACUCAAAAGAAGAUUGAGAUGCUGUGGCAGGACCUUAAACAAACAGUUCAUGCUUGAAUACCCUCCAAUGGCUGAACUAAAGCAGUUCUGGAAAGACUGGUGUGAUUUCUCAGGAUCUGAGUUUACAUUCAAACUGUAUUUAUUCAAAUUGUGCACUUACUUAAUAAAUAGUUAGGAUGGUAAUGAAUGUGUCAUUUGCAUCUGUUAUAUCACUGUAGUAUAUUACUGCAUAAAGUGCAGAGCAGAUAUGCUUUAUGAUAACUUCUAUAGAUUGAAUCGGAUCCAUUCUCAGCCAGUGGGCUUGUAGCCCCGCCUCUGCCAGCUCUAUCUAUAUCUCACUGCAGCUGCUCAGAGAUGUUUGUGUAGCACAGAGUUUCAGUUACAGGUCCAGCAUGACUGACAGUCAAUCAGACGCGGAGCAGCCGGAGGUGAAGCGCGAGAACGGAGGCGGUAAACUCACCUCACCGUCCGAACCGGCAGAGUUCGAGCCCCCGGAGGGCGGAUGGGGCUGGGUGGUAAUGCUGGCGUCUAUGUGGUGCAACGGCUCGGUGUUCGGGAUCCAGAACGCGUUCGGCAUCCUGUUCUUGUCUCUGCUGAAAGAGUUCGGCUCCGAGAAGGACGAAGACCUCCGCUUCAAAACAGCAUGGGUCGGUUCUCUCUCCAUGGGAAUGAUCUUCUUCUGUUCACCAAUCGUCAGUGUAUUCACCGAUCUGCUCGGUUGCCGGAUAACAGCGAUUGGAGGCGCUGCCGUGGGGCUUGUGGGACUUCUGGCCAGUUCAUUUGUCACGUCUCUCGGGCCAUUGUACUUCACCUAUGGCAUCGUGUUUGCGUGCGGGUGCAGUUUUGCGUAUCAGCCGAGUCUGGUGAUCCUGGGUCACUACUUCAAGCGCAGGCUUGGCCUCGUGAACGGCAUCGUGACGGCGGGCAGCAGCGUAUUCACUAUCACGCUCCCGUACAUGCUGUCCGGUCUGCUGAAACGUGUGGGGCUGCAGAACACGAUGCGGGUCCUGGCCAUCUUCAUGCUCAUCCUCAUGCUGGCGGGCUUCACCUACAAACCUCUCCUGCCCAAACCCGUGAGCAGCAGUAUGUCUGGAGGCCGCUGUCUGUCCCUCAACAAGGUGUUUAAUGUGCACAUCUGGAAGUCUCUGGGAUAUCGCAUCUGGGCAUUUGGAAUCCCUGCAGCCCUGUAUGGAUACUUUGUGCCUUAUGUUCACCUGAUGAAACAUGUAGAGGAGCGGUUUGGAGUGAAUGCUAAUAAAGAGGUUCUGCUCACAUGUAUCGGCAUCACGUCUUUAGUGGGUCGUCUUAUCUUCGGCAGAGUGGCAGACUACGUACCUGGAGUCAACAAAGUCUACCUACAGGUGUCUUCAUUCCUGGUCAUCGGCGUGAUGUCUAUGAUGAUUCCUCUGUGUCACAUCUUUGGUGGGCUGAUUUCCGUGUGUCUGCUCAUGGGUCUGUUUGAUGGUUGUUUCAUCAGCAUCAUGGCUCCCAUCGCCUUUGAGCUGGUGGGCUCUCAAAACGUGUCACAGGCCAUUGGCUUCCUCCUGGGCAUGAUGUCUAUCCCCAUGACCGUUGGACCUCCGAUUGCAGGAUUCCUACGGGACCGUCUGGGCAGCUAUGACGUGGCGUUUUACCUUGCGGGCAUCCCUCCCAUCAUCGGUGGAGCCGUUCUGUGUCUGAUCCCAUGGGUGGAGGUGAAGAGGAGGAGGAAAGAGCAGGAGGAAGCUGCCGACACCACUGAGAAAAUGCUGGAACACAAGAGUGACGCACAGGACGACACAGACAGCAGAGUGAAGACUGACGACCCCAAAUCUGUGGUGUGAGGAAAACACAAUAUCACCAACAGAGGUUCAAUAAAAAUAUCAACCAUGUGCUUUUCUAGCCCUUUAUUUACUACAGGAAGAAACUUUAGCGGAACAUGAAGAGUGAAGAUGUGAAGAUAUGCAUCAUUCAUGUUUUAAUCAUGUGAACAGUUCUUCAUGAAGAAGGGAAAAUGAAUUCUGACAAUGAAUCCAGAUUUCAUUUGGUUACAUGCGGCAUAGAAAUGAAUAAUUGCUGUACAUAUGUAUUUCCUUCUGCACUUGAAUAACUUAAUGAGUGUAUUUGCAUAUGUACAUUUCUUCAACAGGAGUGCUGAGCAGUGUUUAUUACGGGACAUGUCCGGAUAUGGACUCCAAAUGAGGAAACAUUAAUGCUGAUUUGACUUCAUCUGAAUUACUUUUAUUAGAUUUGAUUUCAAGCCGAAUCGGUCAUUCAGUGUAAAGUUUUGAAAUGAAAGUAUUGAAAAAGUCUAGAUGUAUGAAUGCAUCGUUCCCAUCGCACUGUUUGUCCUAAGAAUGCAGGAUUUGUGUUGCUGUUUUUAAUGAAGCGUGUCUGAGAAUGAUGACACGUGUUUUACACACAGAUAUCAGGAUGUGCAGCGAUUGGAAUUUUCUUUUGUAUGCGGCGAGGAUCCAGAGACGCUCUAAAUUGAACUAAUGUGGGAAAGAUCUUAAAGUGUGUCAUUGAUCCACACAUGUUGCCAUAGUGACCAUGACUUGUCCAUUACAGAUGCAGUGUCAAUCAAAUGUGAUUAUUAUUGUGUGUGUGUGUAAUGUGCACAUCUGCAACAUCAUUUCAUAUCAUUCUUGGCACACUUUAUAAUACAUUUCUAAACAUUAAUAUUAGUUUUUACAGCAUUUAUCAUGCUUGAUUAUUGUUCAUUUCUAAAUCUGGUUUUGAUUAUUAUGGAAGCCCUGAAGCGCACUGUAAAAAAUAAAAACAUUCACUAGCUGAAAAAAUGUUUUUUUAGGAGUGUUAGUUUCUC